AUGUCGGGCUUAUUCUCCCGCCGUACAUCUUACCUACCCCUUGGAAAAUCAUGGGCAGACACAGGGGAACAUAAACGGCACAACACAUAUCCCCUAGCCCACAGCUCGAGGAAGAAAGAUAGACGAUGGCCCCUCGUGUUAAGGUUCUGGAAGGGCUCUAUCCACGGCACAAUUGCCAUCCCAGUCAUCUUACACGCCCUCAUCGCCGCUUUCGUUGUAUAUGUGAACCAACAUAUCAACUCGGACUUCAACCUUCCCAGCACGAUCAUCCCCUCCCUAUCCAUCGUGGUAGGUCUCAUGCUCGUCUUCCGCAACCAGACAGCAUACUCGCGCUUCUGGAACGGCCGGCUGCACGUGAACAGCGUCACGACGGCCAUCCGGUGUCUCGCGCGGCAGAUCUUGGUCCUGGUGCCCGCGCCCGCCGUGCCGCCGAGCAUGCAGUCGAUGAAUUCCGAGAGCUACCUCGAUGCGCCGGGCUCGCGGACGCCCAUGUCUUAUUACGAGGCGGUGGCGACGCCCGGCGAUGAUGUUCUGGGCAAGGCGGACGAGGCGCGGACGAUCGAGACGGUCCGCAUCUUGAUCGCCAUGCUGUACACGAUCAAGAACCAUCUGCGCGCGGAAUGGGGCGUGGCGCUCUCCCCCGGCACGCGGCUCACGGAGGAUGGGCAGGAAGAUAUUGUGGAUGAGUAUAAGGAUCUCCUACCUCCUCAAAUGAAGGGCUAUGAGCAUCGGGGUCUAGGGUUGACUUUACAACUAUCGACUUUCAUUGAGGACUUUGUGCAAUAUGGAGUCGAGAAGAAAUGGUUCCACAACGCCGCCUCCGCAACCAUGCUCUCCUCCCUGAACCAGCUCACCUCAGCCUACGGCACCAUGGAAGUAAUCCGGCUGGUCCCGAUCCCCGUAGCGCACCUCAUCCACCACAAGCAGACGCUCGCGCUCUUCUGCGGCAUCCUGCCCUUCGCCAUGGCCUCGGAGAUGGACUGGUGGGCCGUGCCGCUCGUCGCCUUCGUCGCCUUCACGCUGUACGGCAUCGAAGGCAUCGCGCAGACCUACGAGGACCCGUUCGGCGUCGCCAAGAUCGACAUCAACCUGGACGACAUCGUCGAGGACGCGCGCCGCGAGGUCGAGGUCAUGCUGUACGCGUGGCAGAUCCAGGGCGGCCGCGGCGGCAUCUUCCGCCCCCACGCCCCCGGCGACGACGCGCCCACCAGCGACGCCAGCUCCGACUACUUCAGCCACGGCGCCGCCGCCUCCUCAACGACCACUCCUACCAAUACUGCCGCCCAGCGUCAGGAAUCCCUCCUCCGCGUCGUCGUCAAUGAUCUAAACCAGGAGAUCCAGCGCGAGACCAGUAGACGGCGGCGCGAGCGCGCAAGAGCUUCGGGCGCUGAGACGCCGCAGGACUUCUCGACUAGGGAUAGCGAAGCUGCUGCGGGACCGAGUAACAAUGUCCCGGGUCCUGGGGCUGGAGGGAAGAAAUUAAGUUGGCAUGAUGGCGGCGGCGGGGUGUAG
Messenger RNA from Amorphotheca resinae ATCC 22711, 1512 nucleotides. RefSeq lists its product as hypothetical. The record is from RefSeq and is a predicted model, not a curated record. The coding region runs from base 1 to 1512 and encodes 503 amino acids. Gene Ontology annotation, molecular function: chloride channel activity. Lineage: Eukaryota; Fungi; Ascomycota; Leotiomycetes; Helotiales; Amorphothecaceae. The transcript has 5 exons.